Molecule: messenger RNA, 2248 nt
Organism: Perca flavescens (yellow perch)
Lineage: Eukaryota; Metazoa; Chordata; Actinopteri; Perciformes; Percidae
Exons: 10
Coding region: 524-1225 (233 amino acids)
Source: RefSeq, a predicted model, not a curated record
CACUGUACUCUUUACCCAGCGCACAGUCACCUAUUCUGGGGUAAUUAGACCACCAACUAGCGCUGACCUGACGGAGCACCACGACCGGCAGUUUGCGGUGCUGUGUGCCCAGCCCUCAGUCACCUAUUCUGGGGCCAGCACAUCAACUGCUUCCAUUAAGCUGCCUUUCUCAAGGGAUGUUGCCUGCCAGACAGACUACCUGGAAACACGUACUAUAGGCACACAGCUAGCCUUGAAGACUCUGCGGCCCCACUUUAGAAGUGAAGUUAUCCAGGCAAGUGUCUCCUGCAGAGAUUUUGGUGUGGGGCCCUCAAAUGCAGACCCUUUGUGCCUGUCAUCGACACCUAUAAAGAGACCACCCAAAAGACCUUGUUUAGACAAUCCAUUGGAGGGCAGCUCUUUGGUGGGAGCUUCAAAGGGACAGGAUUCCAGUUAUGAUCCUGCCGACUCCAUCACAGCAUCGUUAGACUCUACGCUAAAGUCAGAAGAUUCAUCCACUUCCACCCACAACAGCAAAAUAUACAUGGUGUACGAGAACUGCAUCAUGGAGUUGUUUAAUGCAUGUCCAGUCUGCACGCGGGCAUGUGAUGUGAAGACCCAAAGGCUGGGGACAUUCCUGUCUCUGAAGCAGUGGUGCCCCCAUUGCACAUUUACAAGACACUGGAAUAGCCAGCCUGUCCUUGGGAGCACGCCGGCUGGAAAUCUGCACCUUUCUGCCGCCAUGUACCUCAGUGGUGCAUCUUUCAUCAAAAUUGAAAAGGUCUUCAAGGCAAUGAAGCUACAGUUGUUUUGGUAUGAAACAUUUCGCCGCCAUGCCAGAUCUUUCAUUGAACCGGCAGUUAUUCACCAUUGGAAAGUCACACAGGAUGUGAAUCUGCAGCGGCUGUGUCAGGAGGAAAAAGUGAUCCUUGGUGGUGACAUGAGAGCUGACUCACCAGGCCACUCUGCAAAGUAUGGGAGUUAUACAACAAUGGAUCCCCAGUGUAACACCAUUGUGGACAUUCAGUUGGUUCAGGUUGGUGGUAGCUACCACAUGGAGAAGGAGGGCCUGACGAGGAGUCUAGCAUUACUGGAGUCACGUGGCGUCAAACUUGAUUGCAUUGUCACUGAUCGUCAUCCACGAGUACAGAAGUUCCUCAGGGAGAGAAACAUAACCCAUUACUACGAUGUCUGGCACAUGGCAAAAGUUAUAUUGAAUUUCAAAGAAACUGGAAGCAAUCAGUAAGCAAAAAGACUGUAAGAAACUCAAGAAGUGGAUGAAAAGCAUCAACAACCACAUAUACUGGACUGCAGCUAGCUCAGCCUCCGGCCCAGAGAGAAUCGCAAAGUGGACCGCGAUCCUGAACCAUGUUCGAGAUGUCCAUACAUACGAGGAUCCCCUUUACCCCAAGUGCGAGCAUGUGAUCCGCAAGACAACUGACAAGAGUAAAUGGCUCCAAGCAGCAACUCCAGCUUUCUACAAGUUGGAGAAGUUACUGACCAACAAAAGAACGAUGGAGGAUGUUGCAAAACUGAGCCCCCACUACCAAACUUCAUCAUUGGAGGCUUUCCAUGCCAUCAUCCUUCGUUUUGAUAAUUGUAGCCUAAAAUAUCUGUUGUUAUUAACAAGUUUUGUAUUAUACUUCCAGACUCUACCUGGCUGCUAUGCAUUACAAUGAAAAUGCGGACCGACCACAGGCCAAAACACAGGAACCUCUCUUCAAAAUCUACUUUCCAAAGGCUAGGAAGGGAGAGUGCAGAGCUAAACCACAAAAGACACAGCCGACCUUUGGUUACGUUGCCGACAUGAUGGACCUCAUUUUUGAGGAAGUGUUUGUCGACCCUACGCCAUACACCGCUGCACUGUUGGCCAUCCCUGUUUGAGAGGACCUAUCGGCGCAGUAUGAGAAGCCGGACAAGGAGGAGGUCAUUGCCAGCUUUGUGUCAACGUUCAAACGGGGGGCAGUUUAAAGCCUACAUAGUGGCCUUCCUCAUCAGGAAACUCUGAGCGGAUGCGCAGAACCACACAAGCUGGAAUAACGACCCGGAUUCUCCAGGAUCCCAGGAGGCCCCAGCACCAGCUCACAAAGGAACGAUAGGAGAGAUACCUGUAGCGACUGAACUAUUUAUUCUGUUAUUUAGUUUUGCAUAGAUUUUUUAUUAUUAUGUUGUUAUUAUUGUUAUCUAAAUAUUCCUAUGUUCCUAUGGAUCAUCUUCAAUGCAUGCUUUGUAAAAAGAAUUUCUUUUCGUAUGUAAAUAAAUCUGGACA